Messenger RNA from Cylicocyclus nassatus, 570 nucleotides. The record is from the annotation of a GenBank genome assembly. Lineage: Eukaryota; Metazoa; Nematoda; Chromadorea; Rhabditida; Strongylidae.
AUGUCAGUAGAUGCGGAGAUUACAAAAAUUAACGAAGGGAUAGCGCAAGUACACUUGGCACUGUAUAAAUUCAAUAAUCAACUGGAUGGCAUACUGCAAGGCCUAAAUGAUAAUUUGAACGAUUUCGAUGCUGAGGUCAAUAAUGCCGUUGGAGCAGUAAAUGGUGUGAGCCAUGACGUCAUCAAUAUUUUCAGUUAUUUUCCUAACGAAAUGGUGUACUAUGUAAUACUGGUCCUGCUUAUAUUUGCACUGAACUUUCUAUGUGUCUACAUGGUGUACUAUAUUUACAAGUGGGUCCUCGAAAAAGAUCUCCGAUUUGACAAAGAAGUGCGAAGAUAUCGCAAGAAAGUCUAUCAAAUUAUUGGCGAGUGCAGGUCACAAAGCGCUUUGGAAAAUAUCGAGACUCCGCCUCCAACAUAUGAUGAGUAUGUGAAAACAGCCGAUUUGUAUGUGAAAUAUCAUAGAAACGGCCACAUUACCACGACAUCUGGUUUGGCCUAAACAAUUUCUCUUGUGACAUCGAAUGCACACAGAUUCUCAUAUGAAUAUAAUAAUGUCGACUAGAUGCCU